Microtus oregoni (creeping vole) is the source of this 2220-nucleotide messenger RNA. RefSeq names its product NUT family member 2-like. Lineage: Eukaryota; Metazoa; Chordata; Mammalia; Rodentia; Cricetidae. The record is from RefSeq and is a predicted model, not a curated record. The transcript is spliced from 7 exons. The coding region runs from base 1 to 2220 and encodes 739 amino acids.
AUGGAUCCUAUCAGACAGGCAUGGUUACUGUCCACACCUGUAGGAAUAGCUUCAGAAGCAACUUCGCUGGGACAGAACAUGACUGUGAACCCCGUUGCCUCCAUGCCUACAUUUGCUACCCUGCCUGUUCUCCCACCUGCGCCCCAACCAGCACCCCAGUUAUUCUGGGAGCCCCCAGCACCUCUCAUGACUGUAGGCAUCUCUCCCAGGAACCCUCUAGUGCUAUCUACCUUGCCUGGGAUGUCUUUGGUGGCAGAAGAUGGAAGCACUGCCCUGGGAACAGUGGUACCUCUGAACAUUGUACAAGUUGGGGCACCAGUCAGGCCUGUCCAGCCUGUGCACAAUGCCAAUAUUGUCCUCACUCAGGUGCCCCUCAACUGUAAUGUCCCUGGGGCCCAAGGUGGGAGUAUGGGGCACCCUGCUUCCCUCUUCAUGUCAACGCCUGCUGCAAACACCUUCAUAAAUACUCCAAUUGCUUCGGCUGUUCAGUCUCAAGAUGGAACGUGGGUCCUGGGUCCUCACCCUCCCACCACACAGCCAGUUGUCCAGCUGGUUUCUGUCAGGUCCCCAGUGAACUCAGCACCACCUCCAAAAGGAGCAUAUGGGCAGAGUGGCCCAGCCAACGUCCAAUCCAACUCCCCAGAAUACUUGUCCAAACCAGACAGUGUCUAUGGGAACUUCCGGCGCUGGCAGCUUCUCAAGACUCUGGUGCAACGGCACCUGUCCCAGACUCCUGACGUGGCGGCUUUCUCCUGCUUCCUCAUUCCGGUGCUUCGGUCCCUGGCCCGGAGAAAGCCCACCAUGACUGUGGAGGAGGGCCUGUGGAGGGGUCUGCAGGAAUGGCAGUGUACAAGCAACUAUGACCGGAUGAUCUUCUUUGAGAUGGCCGAAAAGUUCUCAGAAUUCGAGAGUGCAGAAGAGAUGGAGAAUGCAAGGCUGGAGAUGGAGGCCUCAAGGCUGGAAAUAAUGAGAAAUGUCCAGUGUCAAUUUCUUACAACCACAGCAAGGCAAGAUCCACCAAGGCCAUCAGCUCCCGAGGUGGUUGAGGAACCAGUGUGCAGCUCCAUGAAGACUGUCCCCAGAGCUGACCCGGUCCAUCUCCCAGGACCCAGAGACAGGCAAUUAAGCAAGACCGAGGCACCCGUAGAAAUUCCACCUGAGGCAGUGCAGGAGUACAUGGACAUCAUGGACUGGCUGGAGAGGCUCCCACAGCCGCUCACGAGAGAGCCCAUUGAAAAGGAGGAGGAGGAGAGCAGUGGGCCAGAGCAGAAGGAUGACUUGCACUCAGAUGCAGGACUCCUGAGCUACAUUGACGAGCUAUGUUCCCAGAAACACUUCGUUGAGCAAGUGGAGGCCAUAAUAAACCCCCAAUUUGUGGCAGAAAUCCUAUCCUCCAAACCAGAGAUGGACAUACUGGCUCUCAUGAAGGUGCUGGAGUAUGAGGAAGAGGUCACUGUUAAGCAGCUGCUGGAGACUUUGAAGAAGAAAGGCUGGAAGGCGACACCUCUGAACCAAGAUGCCUCUCAGAUACUUGCCAAUGCUUCUGAACUGUCUGUCAGCCAAGGUGCAGAGAAAGAUGGCCAUGGUACCCAAAGAGAGGCCAGUGCACAAAAAGAUUCCUCACAAAUGGCUUUCUUAGACCAACAGUGUCCUGAAGACACCAAUGCAAAAAUAUGGGGGCCUAGGCCUUCCGUCCUCCCAGGUAGCCAAUGUUUACCCUCACCGGUAGACAUCAGAUCCACCGUUACUACCUGUGAUAAAGAUGCCUACCCCCAAAGCCCAGGGUCCAGAAGUGGAGUGAACCUCAGAGAAGUUCCUGCCACUGAGGAGCUCCAUGAGUCCCUGGGCAGAACCACCGAUGACAAAGAAGAGCUCCACAGUCUGUCCUUCCUCCUCUGCUCCCAGUACAACCUGGUGCCAUGGAAACUGGCUAGCCACUUGUUCCCCUAUGCAGAUUUCUCUGACUCGGACAGUAUCCCCGAACCCUCAUCUCCAAAGAUAAGGGGCUUCAGCCCAGAUCCAUCUCUAAUUGCCAAGUCAAAGAAGCGAGCUCUCAUUGGAGGCUUGACUCCCAUGGCUAAAAGAUCCGACCCAGGGCCUGGUCACGGGGUGUUUGAAGGGGCACUCUCAGCCCUCGAGCUAGCUCAACCAUUGCAGGCUCAGAAGAGGAAGCACGAGUCACUAGGCACCCGGAAGAGGAAGAGGAAGAACCGGCACUGA